GUGUACACGUUUCGUGUACAUUGGUCAAACAUGUUGUAGACCCAGAUCUGCAGGCUCUAGUAGACCUAUGGCUAGUCUGCUAUGCAGACUCCUUGAAUCAGCUGUGAUACACACACUGCAGAUGUGGGUCUACAGUUGUAGACUAGGUAUACUUUGGUUGUGCAUCAUGCAAGUACAUGGACCUAUCCAUGAUCAUGACGUCAUGAUAUGACAUCCAUCUUGAAUUUUCAGUUGACUGAGCGACGAACUGCUUAUGCUGUUAAAAAUCGGAAGGGGAAUCACCUAUUUUUUUACCAAGCCAGGCCUCAGUCCUCAGAAUAUCACGCAUCGAAUCUGAAGCUGGUGGUUGCUUCUUUUCUCAGUUUUCUGACGUCCAAAAGAAAUGAGAUCAGAGAUAGAUCAAGAUCUGUUAAAGGCAGCUGAAAAUAUUCGUCGUCUGUAAUUUGUGAAGGUGUGCAGCUGUCGAGUGUGUCACAUUUUGUGAAGAGCAUGGCAAGCACAAACAAUCAGUCCAUCUUUGGGAGUCAUGUUGAAACGACGUUGUUUCUGGCUGCAAUACAUCGCUGCAAAAUAUGCAACUUCUACUCAGCAGACAGUGGGGAGAUUGGCGACCAUGUAAAGAACAUCCACAUCAGAGGGACUGGCGAGGAAGGGGAGCAAACCAGAAUUCCUGAAGGGCCUCUCGAGCAACGCAACUCCGAGACACCGUUCAAAACUGUAUUGAAUGAAAUACAGAACUUGCAGUGUUUGAAAUCUUUUCCGAAAGACCAGUUUGUAUUGAAGCAUUUAUCUGGUUCGCAAAGGAGCGAUGACUGUGGCGUGCAGCAACCAACAGCCAUCGAUCAGGAUCAAAGUGCAGAAGAUGUUGGUCGGUCUGAUUCUAAAGUGAAUCUUGGUAAAUUCUACCAGUUUCUGAUUGCUGAAAGCAAAUUAUGCCGAAGGGAACAAUCUCCAAUGGAGACGGCUGAUCAGACAACAGGUGAUGUGAGGCAACAGGUUAUCACACAAGCUUCACCAACAAAAUCUUUAGGUGAUAAGGAAAAGUUGACCAAAGGAAUACCUGACAAAGAGUGUUUGAAGGAAUCAAACACCACUCAUAAAGGAAAGGAGAAUGAUUCUUCUAUUUCAGAAUCUAGCUUGAAAUUUGAUUUCAACAGAGCCUAUUUAUCUAUGCUUGCUGCAGCUAAUGUAAAAAGCAGCAAGGCAAAGGAGAAAAGUAAAGAGAAACGACAAGGUAGGGUAUUAGAUGAGCCAAGUGCUGACAAGACACAGCCAUUAGAUGAAGAUGUCAUCAAGGAAUCGGAUUCUGGAUCCAGCAUGGACCCUACGCAAGAUUUGCCUCAGCCUCAAGGUCAUCAAUCAGAUGCUGCAGCAGUGUCCGAGAUGGAAAAUGUGGGCUGUUCAAGGGAAGCGAAGGACCCUCAGGACAACGAGAGUAUAGACACUAACUUUGAUUCAUUACCUGGAACUUCCACAGAGGAAAACAUGGAAACGUCAUCAUUGGACAAAGAUCAAGGACAGAUGCAGGAAGGGGCCCAACCGACACCCUUGUUGACGCUGGAUGGUUCUAAGCAGUUUGGUGUAGACUUCCAGGCGAUAGCUCAAAGAGCUUCACAGACUAACCCUGAAGCCACUACCAUCACGGUAGUACAGCACACUGGUGGCAAUCGUCCACCAAUGACAAUCCACUUUAAGAAAAGCCAUAAAAGUGAGGCUAUCAUCCCCACUGGAGAAUCCCUAGGGAUUGAAUCUCCUUUCUUGCGCAAGAACUAUGUCGGUUCUAAGAUAUUCGCCUGCAAGGAGUGCCAUGCCCGGUACAAGACGGCAAACGAGCUGGAGCGGCAUGUCGUCAAGAAACACCAGAAGCAAAAGAGCUUCCUCUGUGAGAUUUGUGGCGAUGCUCUUGCAACUCGCGGCGGGAUGAAAAUCCACAUGGAACGCAAGCACACAGAGAUUAAGUUCCAAACGUGCGACAUCUGUGACUACACAACGCGAUCAACCACAAGACUUAAAACUCAUAUCAAGAAGCACAACAAGGAAACAUCAGAGUUCUUAUGUAAGCCAUGCAAGAAGAGUUUUGUCUCUGCAUCUAAGCUUCGCCAGCAUGAGCAGUCACCGAUGCACAAGAACUCUGUAGACCCUAUUAUCUGUGAGCAUUGUGGGUAUGUGACCAAGAAGAGGGAUAACUUCCUGGUUCAUCUUCGGAAGCAUACUGGUGAGAAGCCGUAUAAAUGUAGUCAUUGUGACUACGCCUCUGCUGAUGGAAGCACACUCAAGCGCCAUGUGAUGGCUGUCCACUCUACCAUCCGUCCUUUUCGCUGCUCCCAAUGCCAGUUCUCUUGUGUAGACAAGAAAGGCCUCAGGAUACACAUGCGAAAACAUACAGGUGAGAGACCAUUUACAUGUGAUCUUUGUCCGUAUGCUGCCAAACGAAGUGGCGCCCUCAACAUCCAUCGAAGGACACACUUACAUGAAAAGACAUCUGUAUCCAGUUCUAACGAUGGUUUAACUGCUGAUGGCGCUGCAGAGGUUGCUUCCUACGUUGAUAUCAGCCACGCUCCUUCCGGACAAGUGCCUUCCGUGUCAUCCAUUAUUGUGACUAGAAGCUAUUCAUCUCAGAGGCCUGCUCAGCCUUCAUCUACAACCAGUGCUACCGCCAUACCUCCUGGCCACCAGGGAAUAUCAAACAUUCACUCUUCUGCUGCUCCUGGGCAGAUUUCAACACAGGUCAUCAGUUCCCAAGGAGACCAAUCAGUUAUCAGUUAUCUCUAUGGCAACCUGUGUCACAAUGUCAAGGGUCAAGGUCAAAGUCAAGAACCAUUGAGCAAAGUUUAACAGAACAGUUGCAAUCAAACACAUCUUCAGAAAGCAAAUACAUCUUAAUUUUUAUGCGAUAAGGGCCCUGUUGCAGAAAGAUUUGCGUUUAAAUGCAAGUCAGAGAAUCAAAUGCAAGUCUAAAAUACGCUCUUAUUGGUUGAGAAUCAAGUUGUGAUUGAAUUUUGAAGUUGCACUUGAUUGCAUCUCUUUGGAACCUGAUUUGAUUUUAUUGGAAGCAUUUCAACGCAGUUCUUUCUGCAACGGACGUAUGAUGUAAAUUUUGCGGAGAGGUGCAAUAAUAGUUCAGUGGUCAUAUAUCUACCUGCCAUUACUUCAGGACCUGGGUCCCGUCUUACAAAGAGCUACAAUUGAUGCGAUCAACCUCAACUGUAUGGAAAUCUAUCAAUGUAAUAAUUUUUUCUACAGCCUCAGGGAAUUUACACAAUGUCCUAUGUUAAGAAGAGAAGCAUACAGAAUUGUCAAGAAAACAAUGAAUGUAUGAUGGGGGGACUUAAAGCUAUGCACUUUUUUUUCAAACCAUAAAAACUAUGCCAAUAUUUAAAACUUUAACAGAUUAUAUUUCACUCAUUUGUAAUAAAUAUUCUAAAGAUCCUAAACCAAGAAGAAAAUAUCACAAAACUCACUGAUACGAAAAUCCUGAUGUGUUUUCCGAACACCUCUUGACUUCGCCGCCUGAUUUGGAAGGGGUCCUAGAGCUACGCACUUGAUUUAUCGUGCAAAGAAAAAGUAUUUCCUGUGCCUCAAUUUCUAAAAUUUGUCCGUAUUAUAGGAAUAUAUGAAAUUAAAUUGAAUAUUAUUCCAAAAUUCCAAAAAUUUGUUGGUUUUCUCUGCAUUCAAGGUUUUAUUGCAGCCUCUGGAGAAAAAUUGAAUAGGGAUCGUUCGUCACUCUGCAGUCACAGCUUCACACACAGAGCUAGAGUGCGCAUUUAUUUUGCCAUUGAAAUUGUGUGCGCAAUGGAGUGGUGCAUAGCUUUAGGACCCGCGUAGCUUUAGGACUCCCUACCAUACAACAUAUCUAUGUUUAUAUGUUGACAUUGCUGGCUCUCAAUAGUUGCAGUUGAUCGGAUCAAUUGUAACUCAUUGUAAGACGGGGCCCUGGUUUCAUAACAAAUGUCAUCAAUUGUAAAGUAUUAGAUUCUGUUGUAAGCUACUGAAAUGAUACUCUCUGAUUGGUUGACAGUACUGUCAAUGAAAGCAAGCCUUAUGAAACAUGCCCAAUUCUCAGGUAUUUUUGCCUAAUUUGUUGUUAUACACUGUUACAAAACAUUCACAAUUAUUAUAUGAAAUUGCAUAAUACACACACAUAUAUAUAUAUAUAUAAUUUGUCAUGUGUUGAUUAAUAGAGCAUAUCUAUAUGGUGUUAUAAUUUUUAUUGAUUGAUUGAUUUUAUUUUAUUUCUGCAUUCAAGAUAAAUAUGCAACAUAACAUCUAGGUGAUACAUUUAAGUUUUACAAAACAAUGAAGCAAUUGUCAUAAUAAAGCAAUGAAAAAUGUAUAUCAACAAGAAGCAAUAUUCAAUUAAAAGAAAAUAACA
Messenger RNA from Lytechinus pictus (painted urchin), 4372 nucleotides. Its product is annotated as zinc finger protein 3 homolog. Lineage: Eukaryota; Metazoa; Echinodermata; Echinoidea; Temnopleuroida; Toxopneustidae. Gene Ontology annotation, biological process: regulation of transcription by RNA polymerase II. The coding region runs from base 490 to 2835 and encodes 781 amino acids. Gene Ontology annotation, molecular function: sequence-specific DNA binding; DNA-binding transcription factor activity, RNA polymerase II-specific. Gene Ontology annotation, cellular component: nucleus. The record is from RefSeq and is a predicted model, not a curated record. The transcript has 7 exons.